Molecule: messenger RNA, 1332 nt
Organism: Phaedon cochleariae (mustard beetle)
Lineage: Eukaryota; Metazoa; Arthropoda; Insecta; Coleoptera; Chrysomelidae
Source: the annotation of a GenBank genome assembly
AAAGUUCGGAAAUUCUAGCAGCCAGUUUUGGCAGCCCACUUCACGUAAAUGUCAGCUGGGACCGUGGUUGGGAAGGGACUCUUGAGUCUAGUCUUGACCUUGACUCUUGUGUCUGUCAGUGUCUUGUGUAAUUGACAGUAAUUGUGUUUUGCCUAGUGGUUUUGCGUUUUGGUCUUGCUUUCAAAAACAUUGAUAAAGAAAAAAGUAUAUAUAGUCUAUGUUCAAGUGAAGUGAAAAUUUUGAUGUAUGUGGCAAAGUGGAAACAGGCUCACUGGCAAACUAUAUCAGUGCAUAAUAAUUACUGAUUACUGGAGUGACUCAACAGCAGAAUCCUACACGAUGUUAAGAUCUUCUGUCCAGAAUGAGAUUUUGAGUUAUUUAUCUGAUACUAGACCAAUAACAGCCAUACAAAUAAUAGAGGAUUUAGACAAGUGUCCUAGAGGUUUCUAUGUGAUAAACAAAACCUACGACCAAGAUUCUGACGCUGAUUUAAGAGAAAACUCAAUUUUCAAGAUCAGUUCUGCUAGAUAUCUCUGUUUGUCAAAAACUGAAGGACUACCCAACUUUGUUAUUCAAGAAAUACUAGUGCUUGCUGAUAAAACUAACCCGCCACAAGGGUUCAGUUUGUUGAAUAAGACUGCAGAUAGUGAAGAAAGAGCUUGGAAGAGGAAGCAAAUUUGUUACCGUUUGGUCAAUAAAAACAAUAUAAGAACUGCUGUUACUGAUAUUAUCAUCUGUAGCCGACUGAAGAAGGCACCUGUUGGAUUUUCAUAUGCUGGAGAAUUGAACGGCCUGACGAUUUGCUACAAAAUGGGCAAUGUGCAAGAUUCCCAAGCAGAUCUCAUCCCAGCCGUUACACCACCUGAAAGACCACCCCAGAUACCAAACUCUCUGUCCUCAGGAGCUAAUCCUAUGUACCCAAAUUUAACCGAUUCUGAAAAUGAUUAUGAGAUUCUCCGACCAGGUGGGUUUCAAACAUCACCAGUUGUAGGUCCAAUAGGGAAUGGUGGUCCAUCUAGACCUGCACCAAUGCCACCAGUGCCUGUAACGAAUCCAAAUAUGACACAUACACUUGGAGCAAGCUAUCAGACAAGUUUGGAUGGAGUACCUUUCAUCGUAAAUCCAAAGUUUACGACUUCUAGUAAUUUCGAUGUGUUUCAGUUCCCCAAGAUUAGAGCAAGAACGAUGCAACAACUCUUGAUUGACUACGAUUAUCCAUUCACAGCUGAACGAGAAACCUGAUUAUGGAUAGAAAUAUAAAUAUCAUUCAUUAUAUUCAGGUCAACAAUUGAUAAUAUUAUCAAAUAUGAAGUAUAAGACCGCUUAUUGUAA